Carassius carassius (crucian carp) is the source of this 738-nucleotide messenger RNA. Its product is annotated as interferon alpha-inducible protein 27-like protein 2A. Gene Ontology annotation, cellular component: mitochondrion; membrane. Gene Ontology annotation, biological process: apoptotic signaling pathway. NCBI's taxonomy places the organism in Eukaryota, Metazoa, Chordata, Actinopteri, Cypriniformes, Cyprinidae. The record is from RefSeq and is a predicted model, not a curated record. The coding region runs from base 75 to 383 and encodes 102 amino acids. The transcript has 4 exons.
AACAUUAAUGAAGUGUGUAGCCUACUGUCGAAGGCCGUUCUCACGUUGUAGUUUAAUGUAAACUCUUCGAAAGCAUGCCAGCUCUAUUCACCGUCAUCGGUAUUACAGCUGGGGCCGCUGGUGCCGUACUUCUGGCCCCGGUGGCACUCGGGAUCGCUGGUUUUACGGGCGCCGGUAUCGCAGCAGGCUCUACGGCAGCUGGCAUGAUGUCAUCAGCAGCCAUUGCCAACGGGGGCGGUGUGGCUGCGGGAAGUUUGGUUGCUAUCCUCCAGUCUGCAGGUGCUGCUGGUUUGUCUGCAGCAGCAACAGCUGGUGUGGCAUCUGUGGGUGGUGCCACAGGAGCUCUAGUAGGUGGAGCAGUUGAUUUGUUCAAGGGAAAAUAAGAAAUGCACUGGAGUCCAAAGAGCUUCUGAUCACAGCCAGCUACUAUGAAAAGAGUUUAGCACCAGCUUCUCUGUGUUUAAAGUAAUUGCUUGUAGCUUGAUUUUAAACUUUCAUUACAUUUUGAAAAUAAGAAUAUAACCACCCGAAAACAUAUAGAAAAAUCUGUGAUUUUUCAUUUGCCACCUUUGUUAACAAAAUUAUGGGGUCGUUCUACAGCUCCAAGUCACAUUAAAAUGUGGUGGUAUAAUGUAGAUUUAUCUUCUAACAGAAAUUUUACAUCGUGUUUACAUCCUGUUCAUUAUUAUUAUUGUUAUUCACUGUUUUGCAAAGAUUGUGAAAAAUAACUAUUUUUAA